Anguilla rostrata (American eel) is the source of this 9182-nucleotide messenger RNA. RefSeq lists its product as uncharacterized. Gene Ontology annotation, molecular function: RNA polymerase II cis-regulatory region sequence-specific DNA binding; DNA-binding transcription factor activity, RNA polymerase II-specific; zinc ion binding. Lineage: Eukaryota; Metazoa; Chordata; Actinopteri; Anguilliformes; Anguillidae. The record is from RefSeq and is a predicted model, not a curated record. The coding region runs from base 625 to 5460 and encodes 1611 amino acids. Gene Ontology annotation, biological process: regulation of transcription by RNA polymerase II. Gene Ontology annotation, cellular component: nucleus. The transcript is spliced from 5 exons.
UUUGUUGCGAUAUCCAUAGCUAUUUGGUAAUUUAUUGCUAGCUGCUGUCGAUUUUGUGUGUGCGAUUUCGGUUGGUAGCUAGCUAGCUAAUUGAUCAACCCGGUCAGCUAAUUCGUGUUGGUUAAUUGGCAAAACAGAGUGUAUUUUUGUCGAUUUAACAGUGUAAAUUCGGUAUAUGAGAUGCAGUUGAUUUUCAUUUUGUAUAUUUGAAAAACCAGACGCCCAAUUAACAACUUUGAUUGUGUCAUAGGAAAUGUAGCUUGCUAGCUACAGAAUAGCUAUUAGCUAGCCACACUAAUUGGGAGCCAGCCAGCCUUCCUGUCAGCCAUAACGCUGAAUAACUCGGGACUGGAGCAGUAGGAUUUGGUCGCCACAGUUUCAGAGGAGUCUGGAGAGGCUGUUUGCCAAGACAGCAGUGUGCUGGUGUGGCCAUGCCCGCUGUGUCAACAAGAGCGACCAGACAGAGAUAUACUCGCUCAACACCUGACUGAAAAACAUAGUGUACUGCCUGCCUGUCUGGACAGACUGCUGGAUACUGCCACCCCAGUAAAAGUUGUUUGCGGAGACAAGGCAGAGAACGCCAGCACUCAAUGUGACUCUGGAGACACUCACUCCUCUCAGCAGAUGCCUUCUGAAACAAAUGGGGCCCUCUCUGAUCUACCAGAAAACACCACAGGAGCCAAGCAGGACAUAGCUACCGCAUGCAUGCUGAGAUCAGUGGUCAAAGUUCAUUCCUGCCCAGAAGAGGAGAUUCUGGGUGAGGGAGAGAAAAAGCAGGGGGUGGGCAGAGACCACCUAGAACUAGGUCAGGAAUCAAGUCAACUUCCAGAAUCAACCACAGCAGCAACCCAAAAGGGGUCUCUUCAGCUUAUUGCCACUAAGGACAGUGGCAAUGAUGGUACAGCAAACAGCACUAACACCAGCAAAACACACGCAGACCCAGCACUGGAGAAAUUUCUCGAUCCAACCCGUCCUUUUAAGUGCAACGCAUGCCUGGAGUCAUUUACUUCCAAAAGUGCCCUCAGUGUCCAUUACAGCUCCACAUCCCAUCUGCAUCGAAUGAGAACUGGUUCUUCAAUGCAGAGUGACGAAAAGGAAACCUCCUCCUCAGCCACUUCAGCCCCUGCACCAUAUCUGUCACGCCCCUUUUUCUCCAACAAGCCCUACCAGUGUGCUGUGUGUCGUGUCUCUUACAACCACGCGUUCACACUAGAGAGUCACUUGAAGUCUGUUCUGCAUCAGACUCGCAGCAGGAACACUGUUAAUUCUGCCGGCAGUGCGGCUGGGAGCUCUGGUAAGAAAGGGAGUGCUAAUGUGGGAAAUAACACAAGCGCAGCCAUAAACUCAAGUAGUGCAACGCAGCCUGGAAGGGCGGCUGUCCCCUCACCCACCGGCAACGGUGGCAGUCUAGGUAGCCUAACUUUGUUGUCAGGGCCAACCAAAGAUGGAGAGCAAAGUGCACUCGGCGCACAGGCCGCGUCUUCACCCUGUCCCCAUUCAGCCCCGGGCCUCUCUCUGCUCUCCUCCCCCGUGGCCUCUGCUCAGGCUGUCUCUGCCUUCCUGCUCACGUCCUCCAGCUCGUCCUCGCUGCCCCCCUCUGUCCAGCCAUCUCUCCUGUCAGCUGGGGCCGGCGGUGCAACCGGCAUGGCUGUCCCACAGUUAGAGCUCAUAGCCCAGCAGCAGCUUCUCCUGCCCCUCUUCCUAAAUGGGCUGCAGGCCCAGAACCAGGGAUCCAACCCAGAGUCUGCCAGCACCGUCCUGACCCAGGCCGUCCCACUGCUGGGUCUCAGCGCCGCUCAGCAGGCUCUCCUGGCCCAGAGGCUCAGCGCAGCCCAGCACCAGGUUCCCUGGCUGGCGGCUGGACUCCCAGAAACAAAGCAUACCUGCACAGCAGAGAAAGAGAAAGAGGAGAACAGUGGUGGGGUGGAGAGGGUGAAAAAGGAGUCUGACAAGGAGGAAGGGGAGGAGGGGGAGGGAAGAGAUGAGAUCACACAGGAGGGAGACCGGGCACUAGGGAUCACAUCUGAAGCUAUGGAGAAACUGGUAAUGAAGGGGGAAGAUGCAGAGGAAUCGGGUGAGACAGGGCUUAACUGCACCUUAAAGAGCGAAAAGAAACAGUCGAGUAGAGUCGCUUUGGGAGCUCAGGGGAAAGAGGAAAGUGGGAAAGACAGUCCAAUGGAGGGGACUAACUGUGUGGUUCAGGGAGAGGGAAUUAGCCAUUCUUCUGAAAAGUUUUGUGAUGGACAUGGUGAACCUGACACAACUGAUUUACCAGUAUCUGGUGAGACCACAGCAUUCAUUGGUACUGGCUGCAUAAGCAGCAGCCCUCAGCCUCACACUGAUCCAAACCAUACCAAUGAUUUCAAAAUGGCCACAAAUAGCAGUGCAGUCAUGCUCAAACCUGGUCCCACACAACCAUGCCGCUUGAACUCUGAACCCAGUGUACACUCUAAUGACUUCUUACCUGCUGGUGCAAAUGUGAAAGGCCAGAGUCACACCUCGGCUCCCCCCAUAUUGUCGGAGUUCCAGUCCCAGAUGCUGUGGGCAUUCCUGGAGUCUCGCAGUGAGGCAGACGCAGCUGACCCUCCACAGGCUGACUGUGUAGCGCUGGGAAGGGAGGUGGGCUUAAGUGGGCAACAGGUACGGAGGUGGCUGGAGGAAGCACGGAGAGAGCCCAGAGAGAGACCAAAAGGUGCCUCAACCAGGAUGACAACCAAGAUGGCAGAGGAAGGCGGAGUCACUCAGGAGGAUGAGAUGGAGGAAGGUGUGCUCACCAUAGUGGAGGCGGAAGAAGGGGAGAGCCCAGAAGCCAGUGGGAGACAUGCUAUCGAUUUGUCCCGUGGUAGAGGUAGAGGGAAAGGAAGGGAACUCGGGAAAGAGAGCCCUGGGGAGCCCUGCCUGACCUCAGAUUCAGACAAUGAAGGCGACGGGUUCUACACCUCCGUCAUUGUGACUGAUGAGGAAAGCCAGAGUGGUCCUGCGACAGAGGACCUGGGUACCCCUGCAAGAGAGGAGGUAUCUGGGGAGCAGGAGGAAAAGGGCAGGGGAGGGAAGGUGCUCCGCUCCUCCACUGUUUUUCUCUCUGAUGCUGAAGACACAGAGGAAGAGGAGGAUGAGGGGGAGAGUGGGAUCCCAAGGGUGAGGAAGAGGAAGAGAAACAGAGAACUGGAACAGGAGGAGGUGGAUGUGAAGAAGGAGAGACUGGACCCUGAUGUGGAUUUGGAGCUGGAGGCUCAGGCCGACCCCCCCGUGCCAAUCUCUGUCGACCAACAGAGUCUUCCCAACGUCCUGCACUCUCUCCCUCUGUCAAUCUCUCUCACUCCCUUCACCACUCAGUUCAUAAACCCAUAUGUUCUCUCGAUACCCCCAUCUGCUAUUGGGCUGGGGAUAGCUGAGGGGGACCGAGAUAGGGGGAGAGCUUCUACCUUCCCUAACACCGCUGCCAUCACCCACUGCUCUGCCGCCUUUCCGGACCCCCACAGCACCCCACCCCCUGCUUCUCACGUGUCCCCCGUCUGGUCCCUGUCUAACGGUGGCAUCUGUGAGUCCGCCCUGGAUCUCAGCAUGGGAAAAAAACACAGCUCCACUUCCACUUCCCCUUUCUCUACUUCUACAGGGGACAGGACGGUGGUGCAGGCCGAGCCCACGGCAGAAGGUCUCGGGCUAAGGCCCACAGCACUCGGGGUCCCUGGGGCAGGUGGGCUCAUCGUGGUCCGGGUGAAGCCUGAGGGCGCCCUUGCCAUCCCGACCGCAAAUAACAGCAUUGCCAGCAAUAACAACACCCGUACAAGCACUGUCUACAUAAGGGCGGCAGAGCGUGUUAGUGCCUCCUUGGUGGAGAGGGAGCGAGAGAAACAGCAUGAGAGGGAGAGAGAAAAGGCUAGAGUGAGAGAAAAGGAGAAGGAGCGGGAGAAGGAGCAGAAACCCACCAAAGCACGACGGUUCAGGGACAUGAGGCGCUCCAGGACCAUUAUCCAGACAGAGCAGCUGGACGUGCUGUAUGGCUGCUACUUCAAAGACCCCAAUCCUGGGAAGCAUGAGUUUCAGCAGAUCUCAGAGUGGGUCCACCUCCCUAAGAAGGUGGUCCAGAUUUGGUUCCAGAACAUGCGAGCCCGUGAACGCAAGGGGGAAGUCCGCUUCAUCAGUGAUGGUACUCUGGCUGCAAUGGGAAAACCGCUCAUCAAGUUCACUUGGCCCCUGACACUGCCAGUCUUCUCCAGCAGCCCCAGCCCAAACUCCAGCCCCCUCAGCAGCAGUGGAACCACUGGGGACUCAGCUGGAGCUAGUCCCAAGGCUGCAGCCCCAAAGAUAAGACCAGAGGCGGGACAAGGGAAGGUGAAAGAAGAGGGUCGGCCAAAGGACAGUGGUGCUUCCAGCUCCACAUCUUUCCUGAACACAAGUCCUGGCAUCUUGCGAAUGCCUAAUCUCAAGCCCAAGCCAGAGACACAGAGCCCAGGAGGGUCAGUCAGACCAGUCAGCAAAGCCAUAGCCACAGCCACUACCCCUGAGGUUCCUGUUAUGAAGACUCGCUUGCCUUCCCCCUCAUCUUACUCCUCACAGAAACGCAAGCGUGGGGGAGGGGAUGAAAAAGUGAGGAUGAAAGAGGAAGAUGAGUUUGGCAGCAGAGAAACAAUGGGGCCAGGAGUCACAAACCGUAUGGUGCCGAAGAUAUCCUCCACACCCACUAACAAGCCUGUCUCCCCCGGCUCUCAUAAGCGGAAUGGUCUGAAUGACUGGACACCCAAAAGUUCCUUCAAGAUCAACACUUUGUCCAGGGAGCAACUAGGUCUCUCAACACCCCGGCCUUCUGGUACUACCACCACCUCCUCGAGUGCCAAAUCAAGCCCCCAGGAAGGGGCCUACCAGCACCAUUCCUCAACCCCUCGUCGACCACGGACGCACCUGACAUCCUUGCAGGUGUCCAUCAUGCAGUCGUGCUAUGAGACAUGCCCUCACCCCAAUGCGCUGGAGUGUGAGACGAUAGGGACAGAGCUGGGACUGCCGCUCAAAGUAGUACAGAUCUGGUUCCAGAACACCCGCGCCAAGGAGAAGCGCUGGCGCCUGCAGCAGCAGAAGCAGUCUCCUGGUACAACGGACUCUCUCAAGAAGGUUGACACCAGCUCAGGAAGCUUUCUGCUCUACAGUGCACUCAGAGCCAAUCGUCCCAUUCUACCAAAACCGGUUCAGCUGACGGUCCUUGAGCCCUCCACACCCCCCGCUAGCGGGCAACCAGCGAGCCGCGAGACCCUGAGGGGCCGCUGUGAUGCGUGCAGCGUUACAUUUGAGUCCAGAGCUGCAGGGAGGACCCACGUCUUCUCCCCUCACCACCUGGCCACGCUGAGAUCCACUAACUUUGGCCAUCCGCCCUCGCUUGUCAACAGCGGUUCUGCCACUGGGUCAGGUGCAGGCUCAGGAGUGGCAACACAGUCUUCCCCCAGUGCAGCCAGCAGCAGCAGCUAAAAGCUCAUAUCUGGAGGUGCUGGCAUGGACACUGGGCCCACUGGCUCUUCACUUUGAGUGGACAAAAAGGUUUCUGAGUUGCGAUCUCUUUAAACAGACGUUCUUUAACAGUUUAUGGGUGAGGCCAUAAACCUCUUAUCUUCUGAACUUUUCUCCUUUUUCUUUUUCAUUGGGCAUCAGGUGGCCUGUGUCUGUAGAACUUUUGAUUUUUUGGUGCUGGAUGGGGCCCAUUUUAAUAGACAUGACAAAACUGCUUCACUAACAGUAAUAAAGAGUGUAUGAGAGAGAGCAACACUAGAAUUAAAUGCUUGGACCUUUUUUAAAUCUGGUCAAGGCAGUGGUUGUCUUUUCCUUUUUUGCCUCCAACCAGCAGUCUCUCUGCCCUGGGCCCUAAGUGAGCUUCCUUGUAUUAGUACCUUCCCUAAUGAUCUCCACUCCUCCAAAAAGGCUUCAUGUCUACACAGAAACUCUAAUAGUAAUCAGUUCCACCAAUGCAGCCGGAUCUCUUAUUUUGGGUCAAAUGUGGAUGAUCUGUUCCUGGUCUUCUUCCCUUGCAACAUUAUAAGCAGACCCAAGACAAUCUGGAAGAAUAUAAACUGGAUCCUGCCCCCACUGCUUGCUUGACAGUUAAUGGACUGCAGACAGUUAGAAAAAGGCCUCUGUUCUGAGAUUAAUGAAUUAGAGCUGGAGGACUUGCAACAGGAACAGGUUUUAGUUUGGUUGAAUGGCAUGAAUCAAGAGAGAUGACUGGCUGCUGUUGAUGUUGCAACAGGAUGCCCUUUCAAAGCUGAAAGAUUGGCUUGGUGCUGGUGGGGGGCUGGUGUUGUUAUGCACUGUAGAAUAUUAAUACACAGAUAAAUGGACUGGAGGGAUGGACAGGUGAACUGCUUGAAUUAAAACAAGGAGGGAAGAACCUUCUAAAGUGGAGGCCAAAAGUUUACAUACAGCUAAGAUAUUCAAACUCAGUUUUUCACAACUUUGCACAUUUCAUGUUACUAUACAUUUCUUUUGGCAAGUCAAUUAGGGCAUCUACUUUGUUCACAUCAGAGGACGAAGACCUAGCCUUUUGGAGGAGUGUUCUCUGGUCAGAUUAAACAAAAACUGUUUGGCCAUAAUGAUCAGCGCUAUGUAUGGAAGAAAAAGGGUGAGGCUUUAAUCUGAAGAACGCCAUCCCUACUGUGAAGCAUGGGCGUGGCAGCAUCAUGUUCUGGGGUGUUUUGCUGGAAAAGGGGACUGGUGGACUUCAGAAAAUAGAUGGCAUCAUGAGGAAGGUGGAUUGUCUAGAAAUGCUGAAGCAACGCCUCAAGACAUCAGCUAGAAAGUUAAAACUUGGUCGCAACUGGGUCUUCCAGCAGGACAGUGAUCCUAAGCAUACCUCCAAAGUUGUAACAAAAUGGCUUAAAGACAACAAAGUGAAAGUACUGGAGUGGCCAGCACAAAGCCCUGACCUGAAUCCCAUAGAAAAUUUGUGGACUGAAGUGAAAAAGCCUGUCCGAGCAAGGAGGCCCACAAACCUGACUGAGUUACACCAGUCAGGAGGAAUGGGUAAAAAUUCCAGCAAAGUAUUGUGAGAAGCUUGUGGAAGGCCACCCCAAGCAUUUGAUUCAAGUUAAGCAAUUAAAAGGCUAUGCCACCAAAUGCUAAUAAAGUAUAUGUAAACUUUUGACCCACUGAAAAUCUGAUAUUGUACAUAAAAGCUUAAAUAAAUCUGUCUCUUAGCUAUUAUUUUGAAAUGACCCCUUAUGGAAAUAAAUUAGAUACCCUAAUUGACUUAACACAGGAAAUGUAUGGUAACAUGAAAUGUGUGGAGUUGUGAAAAAUUGAGUUUGAAUGUCUUUAGCCUAAGUGUAUGUAAACUUUUGGCCUCAACUGUAUGUCUAGAACUGGGCCAUUAACCAAAAUGUGGGAAAUGCUCUUUCUCUCUUGCACACGCUCGGUCUGAAAGACAAUCUCAGAGAGAGGGAGAGGUAAGGGUGAGACUGAAAGACGCAGAGGCCCCAGUUCCCACUACACUUCUGUUUGGUCUGAUAUACAUUCACUAGCUAUGACCUUUGUGCACAAAAUACAAACCGAGAUUGAAAAGAUUAGGUGCUGGAUUUAAGUAAAUAUGUUCUGUGAUGUCACCUUAUUGUCACCCUAAAUAAAAGUAUUUGUUUCUAUCCUUUCUGUUCUUUUCCGCCAGUAGUUUGUGUACAAGGGUCUGUGCCGCACAUUGUAAGCCUGGCCUUACUGUUGCGCAGUGGGACACUUAAUUUUAUUUUGUUUUAAUCUGGGCUAGGCUUUAAGCAACUAGAGGGAGACAUCAGGAGCAAUAUUGUGGUGCCUAAGCUAAAUGGAUUUUAGAGUGACAAUUUGGAAAAGGGAAAAAAGGAAAUUAUUUGCUGAAAAAUAUUUUGUGGACAUUUUAUAAGACUGUAAUGGCUAAACUGGUGACCUGUUCACACUGUACAAGAUUGGUUUGUUUUAUCCAGAUUUGAUAGUGGGUUGGUUUUGUGUCCUGAUUUGUGCUUAUGUUCAUGUGAAAGUAUUUAUGUAUUUAACUGGUAUUGGCUUUAUGGUCCACCCCUGGUUGCGAAACUCGCAAACCGUGUGGCAUAUCACACAUUGCACUUUGCUGACCAGGUGGCAACUGUCUACCUAACUGUCAAUUGGUCAUGACUUGGUCAGCCCACAGUUUUACUCAAAUAUUUUCCUGUUUGUUAUUUUCUUUCUAUCAGUCCAAACCUAAAUAGAAAAAUAAGCAAACUUCAACUUAUAUCUUUUGCCCUAUGACACCACUCAAAAAGACCUAAAAUUAAAAAUUGUAAUGUAAUGUAAACCAAGACAGGAAGUGGUGGGAUAGAGGUCGGUGAAGCACUUUCUUUCUCUUUGCUUGUUUAAUGAGAUGAGUUGUGCAAGGCAGAAACUAAAGGAGUGGAACACAAAGCAGCGGACGUGCAUUAGGUCAGCUAGCCAAGGGGACAGUUUGUGCGACUGGACACUGCACUUGUGGUGAAGGGUACAGGGAAGUGCGCUUUUGUGGAAUCAAGAGAUACUAAAGAUAUUUUUGCUUUUUUUCUUUUGGUUUAAAAGUUGUAUAUUAUUGUUAUUAAUGCUGUUGUUACUAUUAAUGAAAAAAGCAAACCUUAAAGAUAAACUAAAAAAAAAUAUAUUAUGAGAAGUGUUAUUCCAAAGUUGUUUUUUUCCAUUUACUUUCUGUCAUUAAUUUUUUUUUACCAAAAACAAUUGGGGAGAGAGAUUAUGAGAAAGAGAAAUUAUGUUUUUAAUAUGUGUACUGCAAAUAAAUUCCUACAGCUUGACAGUUUGAGCCAGUCCAGGAUUUAAUUCAUGAGCUACAAAUGCAUUUGACUGUUUGACAUGCAGUUUGUCACUCUUUUUCAAAACCAUUAACCACAGACAUGCUAAGAAGGUUUGAAUUAAAAGUUUGAUUAAAAUAUUAAUGAUAUUUUGUCUAAUAUCCUUAUAUCUGUCAGUCACUAUGUACAGGGCAUGGUAGCUCAUGUGGAAAAAAUAAAAUAAAAUCAGGACUGGGGCUAUACUGAAGGAAUGAUCUUAUGGCGGUGUACUGUCCAGGACAGAUUUGAGCAAUGAAGGUCUAUAUAUUUUUAAUUCUUUUCCAAUGUCACUUGAUUGUUAUCACUAUUAUAAUAACUGUACUACUUCUUUUACUGUUAUCUGUUGUUAUUAUCAUCACUGCCACAAUUAUUAUUGCAUUGCACCAG